UUUUGAAAAACAGGCGUUUUAGCAUACAAAAUAGUAACCUAAUUCAUAAAAGCAACCGCUUUGGGGUAAUUUUGGUGAGCUUCAAGCAAAAUGAUACGGUCUAAAGUCAUGUCCUAAAGUCAAGGUCACAACAGCAAGCACUACUAUUAUACACAAUGUUCUCAACCUGAUCAAUUUGUGUGUGUAAACUAAAAAUAAAAAAAUUCAAAUUCAAAUCACAGACAAAUCCUGUAAAAUUUCACAUUCACUGUGAUGGCAUUUUGUGCAAGUAUUGGCCGACCAAGAUGCCUUGUGGCUGAAAAGAUGGCAGUCGAACAUGAAUUCUGGCUUUAACUUAUACUGUCUCAUCUGAGCUAAAAGUAAAACAAUGCAAACAGACCUGCACAGUGAAAGUGUGAAACAUUAGGUCUGUGUUUUACUCGUGAAAAUACCACCACUACCUGACUAUCGAGCGCACAUGAAUAUAAGCCUGACCCAUUCAAGUUCUGAGGAAAAAGACUUUGUACAUGCAUAAACUGACUAAAAAUACAUAAUAUCACUUCUGAAGUUUUGAAAACAGAGUCCAGCAUCAAGACUGAUUAAUGAUGAAUGUAAACUCCACAGUGUUCUAAACAUGCACCAUGCCACCAAGAUGCUGAGACUCAUCACAUCAUAGCAAUGAAUUUACUAGUGUUUUUGCCCGUUUGUAUUCCUGGCACCUACUGCCAGCACACAGGCAAAAAGACGACAUUGUAUUAAACAAUUUAUUGUCAAUUUAAAAAGAAAGUAUUUCAUUUGUCUCAUGUGAUGAGGGUCUGUGUCAUGGAAGAUCAUUUCAACUCAAAAAUCCAUGCCACAUCCUUGUGUAAGCCGCAGGGAUCACAGCAUGAGAAAAAAGUAGCAGCGCAAUAGUUGAAACCAGAAUUUUGCAUAGCCUGUAUGAAAACGCAAACCUUUGUUCCACAUUAUACUGAAUUAGUUGUAGGUCAGUCAUGAAUUGGGUCAAAUUGUUCCACAAGCUUGGAGGAUUUACUCCAUUACUCCUGAGAGAAUUGUUGCAACCGAGCCCAGUUUGCAGGCUGCCGUGCUCGCUCACGCCAUUUGAGCUUUUUGAGAUAAGGCCAUUGUGAUGGCCUCCCCAAAAAACUGUGUCACCAUCAAGUCAGUUUAUCACCAUUACGGCAGUAUGCUACAACCCUUUGUCCAUUUGGAAGAGCCAUGAGUGGUAAAGCUUUACCUUCCUGACUUAGGUGUUGCAAUAUUUCACCUAAUGUUCUUUCCUCAUGAUGUGCACUAUUUUCUAGUGUGCUCUGGUCUGGCCCAUGAUAAAUCAUAUUUGGGAUGGUGUUCUUUGGUUUUUAAAAGGUCCUUGUUCCUCUAAAUGCAACAAUGGAGAUUCAGACCGAAUAAUUAUAUUAUAUAAUAAUAUGAAGACCACAAGGCAUGUCUCCAAAAACCAAGGUGAUUAAACUAUGUACAUUUACUGUCUUGUUUUAAUCAUUUUUUAGAGGAUAAUAUUUUCUUCCUGGCAGAGUGGCCUUUUAGCACAUGCCUUUCCAGGACAUGUUUCACUGCCGCUCUUUUUUGGGCAUCAGCCAGCUUGCACCAAAGCAGCUCAGGGACACUCCCAUCUCUGUCCUGACUGACUUGAACACGGCACCUUCAGACUUCAGAAAAUUGAAUCCAAGGCUCAAACACAAUUGCGGAAGUCAUUCUUCUUCUGAUAUCCAGUUUUAUUUCGGCUUACCUAUGAUGUCACACAGAGUUGCGGAGUGUGUCUAAAAAUACAUCAAAAGUGUGCCUCAAUUCACUAGAAGCUAUCAGUCAUGUGGGCUUUCCCAAAAUUGUUUUGAAGAGAUGCAGUAACAGUCAAGUAACAUUUGACUGUGAAAACCCCCUGUCUGUCUCGCUUUAUUCUCUCAUUUGACAAAUAAAUUGUGAUUUGGGUGAUCAUGACAGACCUAAAACUAGUUUUAUCUGGUUUAAUAUCGUGGAUAUCAUGAGGUAAAGUGUGUUAUUCCGUGUAUUAGGUUUCAAAUGAAUGUCAAUAAAGGCAAAUCAUAUUUUAUUUGUAAACACUUUGAUCCCAGUGGCGUGCCGUCAAGGGCAGCAAGACCUUCUCCACUAGCAUCACUUUAAGUGAAUAAAUAUGAAUAAAUAAAUGUGUAAAUACAAUUAUUUAGUAUAGAAAGAACUGAAGUUUGUCAUCUUCAUGCCAUAUUUUACCCACCUGAUUGCGUAGUAUUGUUAAUGAUUGCAUGUUUUUAUCCAAUCAUAUUUUUUAAAUGGACAAACGUUGUUGAUUAAUCUUUUAUAAUCUGCUUUUAUUUCUUAGUUUUGGCAACAUCUGUGAGCUUAGUUUCCUACUGUUAUCUGUGAAUGCAAGAUUGUAACUGUUAUUUUAUUUUUUAUGUAUUUAAGUAAAAUUAGAGCAAUAACAGAUAAAAGAUUAUGUAAUGUGUAAAGUGUUACUCUGGAUGUAUUCUAGGCCCAUAGCAUCUGGUCGAUGGUUUAUGAGAUCUAUUAAAUUUGUUUGGAGAAAAUAUGACCUCACUGUAGGCCUAGGCACAAAAUAUGCGGCACGCCACUGUGAUGUUCCACAACUGAAAAACUUUAAAAAAAAAAAAAGUUGAGUUGAUCCUUUAAAUGGUUUUAAAUAACAGUAGUUCAGGGAAAAUAACUACUCGCACUAUUACUCAUUAAUUAGUUUCUGUCUAAAUAGAGGGUAUUGUGUGUCAAUAUUUAUGAAAAUGAAACAAGUCUUUAAAAUUAAUCUGAGGCAGCGUAAUGACUCCACAGUCUUAGAGGGAACGUUGUCAACUUCCUCCAGUCAUUCAAGUAUCCCAGUGCCCCCUCGUCUCUUCUCCAACACUCCUCCCCUUCGGCCCCUCAUCCACUCACCAACUCACCCCCAUGCUUCUUCUCCUCCUGGUCCCCCUCCCUGCCACUCACCUGCACCCAUUUUUACCCCCCUUUGGUUGGGAAUGCCUCCCGCAUCCCUGCAUCUUUCCCUCUUCUUUUGUUUUGAGUAUGAAGAAAGAAGUACCUCAGGACGAGUGGAGUGGCUUUUCUCCUCUGGGAAAAGAGGAUGACAUCCCGUGUCGGAGGAUGCGGAGUGGCAGCUAUGUCAAAGCCAUGGCUGAAGAUGACAGCGGUGACUCUGAAGGAAGUCCAAAACCCUCCCCUAAAAUCCAGGCUAGAAGAGCCAGCUACCUGAAAGCCACUCAACCAUCGUUGACUGAGAUGACAACUCUACAGAUAGCUACAGAACACUCCCCCAAGCUGCAGAUCAGGAGCCACAGUUACUUGCGUGCGGUGAGUGAGGUCUCAAUCAAUAGAAGUCUGGACACCUUGGACCCUAAAACCCUCCUCGACCCCAAAUCGCUGUUGUCCUCUCCUCAAUACCGCUCCCGCAAUGAAAGCUACAUGAGGGCCAUGAGCACCAUCAGCCAGCUCAGUGAGGUAGAGUUGAACGGACAGAUCGAGCAGGUCUGUGAGCAGGUCUACAGUCAACUGCAGUCCCAGGCCAUGGAGGCAGCGAUGGAUAGUAUGGAGACUGUGGACACUCUUCCCAUGCCGGGCUGUUUCAGGAUGAGAAGCCAUAGCUACGUAAGGGCCAUUGACCAGGGCUGUGCUGGAGAUGAGGAAGGAGAAGGAGGGAGACCACUGCUCUUGCUGCCAUCAUCCCCACCUCGCACCUCUGCCACAACCGUCAGGACCAUCCAAAGCAGCACAGUCUCAUCCUGCAUAACCACCUAUAAGAAAACCCCUCCUCCAGUUCCCCCUCGGACUUCCACCUGCUCUACAAGUGCCAAACCAUACAUUUCUAUUACGGCACAGAGCAGCACGGAGUCUGCUCAGGAUGCCUACAUGGAGGAAGAAGGCCAGAGAGGUGACGCAACCAUACAGUCAGGGCUCAGUAACUCAACAGAAAGCAUUGACAGCAUGAAGGCCUUGACUGCUGCAAUUGAAGCAGCAAAUGCUCAGGUGCAUGGACCUGCCAGUCAGCAUGUCAAUAACAGCACGAUGACAGUGAACACACCGAUCCCUAUCCUCACCAGAGGACUUGUUGUUGAUGACCAUCAUGUUGACUACAGAAAUGAAGCAAUGAGGAAGGGAAAAUGUCUCUCUAUUGGAAUCCAGGUGGACGGGCCAGCGGAGGGCCCAGAUACUGAAGACCCAUCAAAGUUCACCUCUGUUGGGGUACAAGUUGAAGAUAACAGAAGGUAUAAUCGGUUCCAGCGUUCCAAUAGUGUGACAGCAGCUGUGCAGGCUGACCUAGACCUGCCAGACCUGCUGGACAUGCCACUUGAUUCGUCCGACACUGACAUGGAAGUGCUGAUGUCCACCGCUCUUUCGCGUCAAUACUCCCGUGAUGCUGCCACCUCCACAGUGAGCAUCCAGGGCUCAGGAAACCACUACCAUGCCUGUGCCUCAGACGAUUAUGAAGACGUUGGCUUCGAUCCAUCCAUCCUCCCCCCUCCUGAUCCUUGGAUAGACAGUGUCACGGACGACCCACUGGACAUUGACUUCAACAGCUCAGCUCUUUUGGAGGUUGUGCAGAAGUCAGUGUGUCAACGGGAUGGCCGCUGGUUCCUGAAGCUUCUGCAGGCUGAGACGGACCGUAUGGAGGGCUGGUGUAGGCAAAUGGAGCUGGACCAACAGGAGAACGCGCUGCCCGAAGAAGUUCUUGGGAAGAUGAGGAGUGCAAUGGGAAGUGCACAGCUACUGAUGUCCCAGAAGUUUCAGCAGUUUCGAUUAUUAUGUGAGGAGAACCUGAAUCCAAAAGCCCAUCCCCGUCCUGUGGCCUCAGACUUGGCUGGCUUUUGGGACAUGCUACAGCUGUCAAUCGAGAACAUCAGCCUCAAGUUUGAUGAGUUACACCAGCUCAGGGCCAACAACUGGAGAGCCCUGGACCCUCCGGAGAGAAAGGAAAGGCGGCUUCCUCCUCCAGUGCCAAAGAAGCCAUCAAAGGGUCCUCACCAGCACCCCCCUCUGGCCAGAGAUCGCUCAUUGGAGAGUUCGGAGAAGCAAAGACAGGAGGCCAGGAAGCGUCUGAUGGCUGCCAAGAGAGCUGCCUCGGUCCGUCAAAACUCUGCCACUGAGAGUGCAGACAGCAUCGAGAUCUACAUCCCAGAGGCUCAGACUAGACUAUGAGGAGGCGUCCCCUAAAAAAUGAACACCAACCAGAGCUGUUCAAACCUACUUGGACCUGGGUGAACUAGAUAUGUACAAAACUAUUUGUUUAAUAUUUAUGUUUGUUUUUUUUCUUUUUGGUGGAGCCACUCAUUCCCUAAAUUUACAUUGAGUUUUAACUUUGCAGAACAGUAAUUUUAAAUUUUGGUUCUUUGCAUUUGAAGUGCAAUCAGCCUCAUGCUGAACAUUGUUUUAGUUUUUUGGGUUUUUUUGCUGCUGCUUUACAUGCAGCUAUAUUAAUUUCUCAGUGAUGAAGCAAGUGAGUCCUCAGUUUGCUGAAAACAACAACAUUAUGUCAUGGUCAUGAGGAUGGGAGGAAUGCACUGAAAUGUUUUUAUAUCAAGCAACUCUUAAUAUAUCUAAAUAAAAAGUUAAAUUCAGAAUUUCCCUCCGACGGUUGACAGGGCAAGACAGCCUCCUCCACCUUCAUCUGUCCAGGGCAUCCUCCCUGGUCAGACCUACCAUCUUCAUUUCCUUAUUCCCUGCAUCCUUGGACCUCAUUGGUUGUUUUCCUCUGCUUCUUUCACCUGGUUUGUUCAACACUCAUGUUCCCAGUCCUCCAUGUGUCCAUCUUAGUUUGUCCUCCUUGACAUUGUCUCAAAAAUGUUUUCUGCCAUAGUAUGUCAUCAGCGAGAAUUCCUGACACAGUGUUGUCAACCCGAUGGGGUUUCAAGAAACAGUCUCCUGAUUUUUCAGAGGCCACCAGAUGGCACUGUCUGCUGUAAAAUGUUUGGACUGGAACAACUCAUUCAAUGAAACCUCACAUCAUUUCUAAACCAAGAGUGCCAUCUAGUGGCCUGUGAAAAUGACAAUGUUUUUUCAACCCUGCAAUUCUGUUUCACUGUACCUCAUUGACCCAGCAAUAGCCAACAGAAGGGGCUGGGAGCUGAACCCUGAUGUAGCCCAACUCAUCACUCCCACAGCUCACCUCACUACUGUCUCACUGACCUGAAACAUGUCCUGCAACCUCUUUAUAUAGUUCAGCAACUCAAAUAAUUAGAACUCGGUUUACUUGAUGCUUCUCUCUGAUGCUUAGAGCACCAGAGAUUUGGCUUGAGCACCAUAGGAAUUUCCUCUGACAAUCUACUGACAAUGACUUUCUGUGUGACCAAAUACAAAAUCUAUUGCAUUUCACUGACAUGACUUUUUAAUUCAACUCACCUGUUUCCCAAACAAGCCUCACAGUCCGGAAAACCACAAAUCACCAGAGACAGAUCACGGAGGACCCGGAAUCUUGUAAUGAAUAUAAAUAUAUAUUUUUGCCUUAUUAUAGGAGAUUUGGAAUAAGCCAUGGUAGUAUAAGUACAAGUAAUUUUUGAAUAAAUUGAUUGCAAAAUACGAGCAAAUGCAUUAUGCAAUGCAUCUAGUUGUUGAUAGGAAAAGAAAAUUCUGAACUGUCAGUCACACAAUGACAAAUAGCAUUUGUAUUCUGGCAGUUUGUCAAUGAAGAAAAUGCCUAUUGGGAUUAUUGGGGAAACAGCAAUGAUAACACCGUCCAUCUAUCGCCUAUAUUAUCCUUAAAAUGUUGCAUGGGUAGUAUUUUAAGCAAGUAAUAAAGAAGCCAUUUCGAUCCAUAUGGAGAUUAUUAUUCAUAUGCAUUGCACAGACCAACAGAUGGGCCUUCUGAUUAUGAGUUGACUAUUGUUUCUCCAGUAUUAUUAUUAUUAUUAUUUAUUACCAUGUCAGCAUAAUUCAAAACUAAAAGGAAGUACAUAUAUUUAACCACUUUCCAUUGUGGAGGUCAAACUUUCAAAUUUAAUCGGUACACUGUUUAUUCUGUGUGUGCCAAGACGAGUCACAGCAGAAGCCAUUUCUUUCUUUAUUUGUUACCUUUUUGAAUUGACCUGCUUAUGUAAUAGUUCCUUUUUAAACUUUAACUGUUCAACUGAAAGGCUGAUGUGAAAGCGAUUAUAGUGAAUUUAGUUAACAUAUUUUGCUUUGUAUGUGCGUGUGUAUACCUGGUUUAGCUAUUUUUGUGGGGACCAAUUCUUGUAAACACACCAACUUGUGAGGACAUUUGCUUUGUGGAGACAUUUUUGCUGGUACCCGCCUCAAUUUGAUGGAUUUAAUCUUUAAAAUAACAAGGUCAUCAUAAUUGGGUUUAAGUUUAGUUAAGGUUGUUUUGGAUGUUUAGCUUUAUGGAGAGCGGCUGGGGAAGCAUGAUAGCAAUGAGCGGACCCCACAAAGAUAGCGGUUUGUGUGUGUGUGUUUUGCGGAAGGUACCACCUUCAGUAAAGAUUACCUCUGUGUUCUAUUGAUCACAACAGUGAGCCAUAUUAAAUGUGAAAUGAUGUAUGUGCGCGCAUGUGCGUGCAUGUGCGCGCAUGUGCGUGCAUGUGUACGCUCUUUACUUGCUGUUGUAGUAGCAAGAAGUGUCACUUUUUUAGUCAUUUUGAUGAUCAAAAUAUGUUAUUGACUCUAUAUAGAAUUUUAACUGAAAUAAAUAUUUGGAAAGUAAAAAAAAGGAUCUUGUAAAACCAUUCUGACAAUCUUGUAUUUCGGCAAGGCGUGUGAGUGCACGUGUACACGUGUGUACGUGUGUCUCAUGACGGUGCUUCCUGAGUUUGUGUUUCUCCACAUCAAGCCUCUUAUCUGUUCAGUAGACACAUAGAGACAUUGUGUCCAUCUGCUUCUGCACAAAUUAUUGUGCCACUGAUUUGUGUUUGUAAGUGUAAUGGUUUCCUGGUGCAUGCUGACAAAUUAUUAGCAUCAAAUUUAAUCUAGGUUACUAUGCUAUCAAUCAUAUAUUUAUUUUUCAUUUAUUUCCAAGAUUUUUUUUUCCAGUGACCUGUCAUGCUCUGAUCUUCUGUUUUAUUGUAGAGGUGAUUACAUGUUUAUAUCUAUUGGCACACUGUAUAUUA
This is a messenger RNA of Synchiropus splendidus (mandarinfish), 8036 nucleotides long. RefSeq names its product discs, large (Drosophila) homolog-associated protein 1a (gene dlgap1a). The transcript has 14 exons. Gene Ontology annotation, biological process: signaling. The record is from RefSeq and is a predicted model, not a curated record. The coding region runs from base 2893 to 5136 and encodes 747 amino acids. Gene Ontology annotation, cellular component: glutamatergic synapse; postsynaptic specialization. Gene Ontology annotation, molecular function: molecular adaptor activity. Lineage: Eukaryota; Metazoa; Chordata; Actinopteri; Syngnathiformes; Callionymidae.